AUGGACUCUACUAAUGCGCAUGGUACCAGCACCUAUGGCACGGCUACGACGAAACCGUCUGUCGCGAAGAAGACUCGAAAUCGCAAGAAAAAAGGACGACGAGCAAAACCUGCACCUGUGAAUGCUCGUGUUACUGUAUUAACACCAUCGUCGAGCUUGGAAGCGGUGGACGAGGAAUUUGAUUCGUAUAGCGUUGAAGGCUCUAAUUCAACAGCGCGUCGCUCAUUUUCGCCAUUGAGUGGAAGUAGUAAUGAAGAAUAUAGUAGUGAAAAAGAGGUUGAGGGUGAGUACGAAGAGGAUAAAUAUUCCUCUGAAAGUGAGGACGAAGGCGAAAGCAGCUACAAACCUGGAGGGUAUCACAGUGUAAUGGUUGGCGAGAUCUAUAACGCAAGGUUUGAAGUUGUCGAGAAACUCGGAUGGGGACAUUUCUCUACAGUGUGGAAGUGUCUAGACAGACAGACGAAUGCGUUUGUGGCUAUGAAGGUACAGAGGAGCGCGCGUCGCUACACAGAAGCAGCAAACGACGAGAUUGAGCUACUAGAUUGCACGGUGCAGGCGGCUAAGGAGGCAUAUGACUCGAUUGAAGAACAGAGAGCCAUUAAAGUGGUUCGUAUGAUUGAUUCGUUUAAACAUCAAGGACCUAAUGGUGUACACGUGUGCAUGGUGUUUGAAAUGAUGGGAGACAACUUGUUGACUUUAAUCAAGUACUACAAUUACAGAGGAGUACCGAUGCAAUUAGUCCAGCGCCUAACAAGGGAUGUGUUGGAAGGACUAGCAUUUUUACAUGACAAGUGUCAGAUUAUUCACACGGAUUUAAAACCUGAGAACGUCUUGCUCUCUCAUCACAUUCCGCAGCUGCCAAAGAUUCAAAAAUCACAAUGGGGGGCAUUUCGAGCAAUGCAUCUUGCACGGCGUCCAGAGGAAAUGAUGGUAUUAAACAGUAGAGAUGAUAAGAACGUUUCAUGUGUCGAUGAAGCAAAGAUGUCGAAAGAAGAAAAAAAGCGUCUUAAAAAUCGUCUUAAAAAGAAACGGCAAAGGAUGAAAAAACAGGGCGGAGCUGUCGAUCGGGAACGUUCGGUGGACAAUAUUGUUUCUCCUGGUAGAUUAGACUGCACAACACACCCAACACUCACCACAAGCAAUUGUCCUGUAGUUGCGCUAAGCAAUAAUGUGUCGAGACUCUCUGUCUCCACCGAUACCGAUACAAACGCGAUCAGAAAUAUUUUCAAAGACAAUUUCGUCGCCAAAACUGACGUCAUGGUUGAAACAUCACGAAAGUGGUACCAUAUAGUCGAGCAGCAUGGUGGUGAAGAAGACAAAGACUGGGUACAUUUGCCUCCAGAGUUUGCAGCACGGGUAAUGAUAUUGCUUCCGCCAGGUCGUGUUGCAGGCUCGAAACGCAAGGAGCGUGAAUUCACGUUGAAAGUAGCAACCGAUAUGUCAAUGGUAAAUGAAAAGCAGUAUGACGGACAUGAAGUCGUGGAGACAUCUUUUGUUUUAAGGUACCUAAACCAGGUAGAUGACGAUGUAACAAGCUCUAUUGUAGAAGAAUUGCGAGACCUCUGUCAAGAUGGCACGCGAGCUAGAGCUAACAUGUCGACCGUGGCAAAGUCUCAACUUUGGAGAUUGGAAUUUGAUGCCCGAUAUACACAUGCGAUUCUUGACUACCUGGAACGUCGUAUUGACGAUCUCUAUUUCAUAAAAGUUGCGACUUCGUCUGGUCUAGCGCUUCCCGGAUUCUAUCUUCCCAAAACAUUAAGUUCCCACGACAGUCAGAGUGCAGCGAAGGCGGCAACCGCGAAAGUUAGAAAAGAUGGCGAUGAUAUUGACGCUGUGAUACAAGGAGUCAACGUGCUUUCUCUGGUAGGAUUAAAUAUUUCGCAAAUUAAACCGCUGCGGCUGCGACUUAGCCCCUGGGCUAACCACUUUGACAAACUCGCAAAAAGCGAACUGUUUGACCUAAACAAACUAGACGCGAAAAUUUGUGAUCUCGGCAAUGCUUGCUGGAUUUCGAAACAUUUUACAAACGAUAUUCAGACGCGUCACUAUCGAUGUCCGGAGGUAAUUUUGGAGAAAGGCUACGACACGUCAGCAGACAUCUGGUCGAUGGCAUGUUUUGUGUUUGAGCUGCUCACAGGGGAUCUCCUCUUUGAUCCUAAAACUGGACGAAAUUUUAAUCGUGAUGAAGAUCAUUUAGCGCAAAUGAUUGAGCUGCUUGGUCGCAUGCCAAAAUCGCUUUCAGGAUCUCGGCGUGGUUUACGAGAUUUUUUUAAUCGCAAGGGCGAUCUCAAGCGCAUCCGAAAUCUCAAAUUUUGGAGCUUGCAGCAGUUGAUGACCAAGGCAGCAGGACGAAAAGGUAGAAUUGUAGAGAGAAAUGAUGAGCGAGAGGUGCUAUUCGAUACUGGCGUUUCUUGCAAGGAGAUAUGA
Messenger RNA from Plasmopara halstedii, 2427 nucleotides. Its product is annotated as cmgc srpk protein kinase. The coding region runs from base 1 to 2427 and encodes 808 amino acids. Gene Ontology annotation, biological process: spliceosomal complex assembly; regulation of mRNA processing; protein phosphorylation. Gene Ontology annotation, molecular function: protein kinase activity; ATP binding. The record is from RefSeq and is a predicted model, not a curated record. Lineage: Eukaryota; Oomycota; Peronosporomycetes; Peronosporales; Peronosporaceae. The transcript is spliced from 5 exons.